Molecule: messenger RNA, 5202 nt
Organism: Rodentolepis nana
Lineage: Eukaryota; Metazoa; Platyhelminthes; Cestoda; Cyclophyllidea; Hymenolepididae
Source: the annotation of a GenBank genome assembly
AUGGUAUUCUUCACGUUUCAAUAUUUAAGUUACCAGUCCACUGUGACUGACGUGUGUGAUAAUGAGAGAAUUUUCCAAGCAUACCACUACUGCUCUUAUGCAUCGCACUACGGAUUGGAUGUUGAGUCAUGCAAUCUGCAAUGUAGGAAGUUGUCCUACGAUUGUUCAGCUUUGAUAGACACCGUUAUUUGCAUGUGUGGUGAUAUUCCAACGGAUAUGGUGGGAAACUCAUACACUUGUCCCAUAUCCCCGAUUGAAAUUCGGUGUAGACCUGGAAAGGGAGUCACUGCUGUGAUUGACGCAACUCUGGGGACUUUGAUCCCAACUUUGGUAGGUGGUGCACAACGAAUAAACUUGGGAUAUCAAGUGGUGCCCACCGAAGUGACAAAUCGCCUAAAUGACAUGACUCUAACCAUGAAAAUACUACCAGAAUCUCUAUUGGAAACUCUUGGAAAACCUCCCCCAUCUGAAAUCAAUUUCAUCUCGUCCGUUCCACAGUCACGAGAUAUCCAAUUCAGUCUCAAUUAUGAAAAUACUAAGGUUGCUAUGAAUUCCUACAAAGUGGAAUUCAAUAGAACAAUCUCAAUUGAGAGAUUGAGUUUCGCCUGUCCAGAAAAUGUUCGGAAGAAUGAAUACUUCAAUUGUCACCUCAUUGCUGAAAGUGUUGGUGGAUUCGACGGAAAGGUGACGUGGGGAAAUCAGCUGAGCCCAGACUUCCAUUUUCCAAGUAAAAUCAUGGAUUACAUCGGAACUGAAAAUGUCUACUCUGGGAGUAACUUGCCUCAUUGCAGUGAAAGUGGUCUAAUUAUCACAGGAACCCAAGCCAUGUAUGCAGGAGACGUACAGGAGAUAUUUCUUCAUCUCAAGGCCAAAACGGCACUGAAAAUUUUCAUCCUACGUGCAGCCUGUGAUAGUGGGAAAGUCUAUGACUACUUAACUGAUGCCUGCCAGAUGGCACCAUUCGAUGGCACCCCAUGCGCUCCAAACGAAGUUUACACACCGAUAUACCGCGUCUGCUUCAGCUCUACUCAAAAUGUCACCAAAAGAAAUAUUAAGCAGGAUGCUCCAAAUACCGACACUACGAUUCCUUACAUGAUCGUUAAGGUGCUGCCGGUGGAUGCAAGCGAGUCUGGACUACAGAGUUUCGUGCUUCAGAAGCCAUUCAGGGUAGAAGUCGGAGAUCGAAUUGCCCUACUGACGGAUAAGGAAGAUGCAAUUGCUUGUACAGCAUCGUCUUCAACUUCACCUGCUGAUCUUGUCUACAAUAUUCAACCAGGCAUUGGUCUAAUUGAAGGCACGAAAAUAAGUGGGUUCACACGAUUGAGGCAAAAGCGAUUUAAGAUAUCCGCUGCUAUAGCGACACUUCAAAAUUCAAUGGUCUUUGAGGGUCGUUUGGAGACUGCCGGUGCAAAGAAGGUAGUAGCUACAAUCAACGUUGAUCCGCAUGCUGAAGUACCCCUACUCAAGGACUUAACUUGCACUGUCAACGUCGUUGCUCCACUUGUUACACCGAAUCUCACAAGGAGUCUUUUCGAUCGGAGCAAGAGUGAACUUCUUCUACUCACUCUUGAUCAAGAGAGUGAAGUUACUUACAUCUGGGAAUUUGGAGAUGGAUCGCAGGCAAAAACUUCCAGCGAAGCUAGAAUUAGUCAUAUGUUUCAAAGAGUUGGGCAAUUAACUCUUACAGUAACGAUCACGACCGCCUUUGAGGUUGCUUCUCAUCAAUACUUAAUCGAGACCUACGAAGCAGUGUCUCUGGGUGACUUGAGAGUCGAAACCUCCUCUCCAUUGUCAUCCAAAGCACCUAUCGAUGUUGUAGUCGAUGUGGUAGGCGGUUCAAAUGUAACCUAUGCCUGGUUCGUCAAUCAGAGUAAGGCGUUUGUUACCCAGAUUCCGGCAGCCAGUAUCACGUUUGAUCAUGCAGGCAGCUACCAUGUGAGCGUGACAGCAAGCAACGCCUUCAGUAGUGCGGAAGCAACGACGACAGUCCACAUUGUUGCCACACUCUCAGGUUUGGAUCUCAAAUAUGACAGUAUCGCCGUUGAAACGAAAUCAGUUUUAACCUUCAUUUACACUGAUGGAAUUCCCACUAGCGGUGAAAUAUCAGUGGAUUCUGGUGAAUGGAGACCUGUGAAACUAAACCUUGCUGAAAGGGUGUUUUACUCCGAACCUAUGAUUUUCCAAGCUAUUGGACAGCAUAAAGUCUCCAUUGAAUUGUGUAGUGAACGAGGCUCCAUGCAAAGGAUAUUUGAUUUCUGGGUGGAAAAAGUACCUAUUCAUUACUCUAUUGAAUCAAAUGAAAAAAAAAUACCUGUAAAUACUCCAAUAACUCUGACAUCUCGAAUUCAAGGUGUUGGCAGUGGAGGUGUGAUUGAAGUAUUUGAUGAAUAUGGCUAUUUCGAUACUCGAAAUGUUGGUCGUAAUGUUUUAAUUUCACCCCAAUUCACUCACCAACAUCCCGGUUUCUCCAAUCUCGGUACAUAUGUGCUCCACGGAAGUUUAACUAUUGGUUCUGUCAACUUGUCAAAUAUUGAAAUUAUCUAUGUCAUGCCACCACUUGGUGCCUACCUCCUGCAAGUGAAUCAAACUCGUGUUGCUGAAAAUGAAGAGCUAAUUGCGAAAAUAGUUCUUAUAAGUGGCCAAGAAAGUCCAUGUCUAGACGUAUCAAUUGACUGGGACGAUGGAACUGAGCCAACUACCUUGGCUUACUAUCAAUUGUAUGCACCAAUAAAACAUACCUACACUAAGGGAGGACAAUACUCCAUACAAACUGUGGUAGAACAAAAUUCAGUGAAAGAAACCCUCCAUGAUGUCCUUGUUGAAAUUGGUCCUGGACUUUCUAAUGUGUUUUGCAGUGUCAGUCCAAGUAGUUAUAUUACUGUCGGAGAUUAUUUCGAAUUGGUAGGUGAAUUUUACAGCAGCAGAAGUGUGGAGGUUACUAUUGAUGAACCGGGAGGUAUGGCCCCAACGAAAAUUACUGCUUCUACAUCUCCCUGGUCAUAUGCUCCAAGUCCGAAACCUCAAGGCAUAUGGACAUACACCAUCUUUAUGACCAACGGUUUUUCCUCGCAUAGUUACAAUCUGACAGUUGAGAUCCAAAAUCAAGUCACUGAUUUUUCAGCCUACAUUGAAGAGGAGAAUGUCGGUCCACCAGGUGAUCUGAUUUUGCACGUUAUCGAUCGAGGAGUGGCUGGUGCGAGGUCGAGUACAUAUGAAGUUAAUGUUAACUGGGCUAACGAGAAUAUCACAACGGCCUCAAUGAAUAGCACAGUCAAUGAUCUUCAACUCAAUCAUCGAAUGUCGAAAGAGGGCAACCUCGCCCUUAAUAUCAGUGUGAGGAAUAGAGCUUCAUCUCAGCAUAUAACAUUGCCAUUUAGUUUCUUCAGACCCAUCAUCGUAGCCUCAGUACAGACCUACAUCGACCAAUUGAAUGUUACUGGUUAUGGAGUAGACGAAGAUUACUUCACACUGGAUGAUAGCAUCCGCUUCGAGUCCGUGUCAGUCGGUGGAACCAUCAAUGCUACAUAUCUUGUCAUCAAAAGGGAACAAGGAGAUGAAGAUGUCAUAUUCAGCAAACUGUACACUACCACAUCUACAGUUUAUAAAAUUUCAGAAUUAGGGAAUUUUAAGGUCAUCGCCAAUAUGAGCAAUACUAUCAACUACUACGUCUUUGUCAAGACCAUCCACGUGACGGGUGUGGUGAGGGGUAUGCGUCUUUCUCCCUCCACAUUAAAUCUUGCUCCAAACGUCCAAGGUGAACUUAGACUCUCCUUUGUUGGUCUUGCUGAUGCAGUUUGUGUAUGUGUGGAUCUUGGAAAUGGUGCUCAUAUCGCUUUCCCACCUGUUGGAGGGUCAAUGUGCCACGAUUGUCCCUCCUAUACCGUUUUAUCUCGACCAAUCGCCAAGAGGUCCUUCACCAUUCCUGUUUUGUACUCUGAAACUCGUGCCUAUACUAUUACGGCUUCUGUGGGCAACACGAUAGACAGCUUAAAUGUAUUUGUCAGUGAGGAUAAUUGCUAUUUGCCUUUUACCUCUCUGGAGACAUCAAGUAUUGGAAGUCCAAAUACUCCAGCUUUGAUUAAAGUUGAUGAUCGACUCACAGUAGUGGCUAAAAGCAAUGGAACCGUGUGCUCAGCAUUUCAAGCAAUGCUCUUCAAGUGGUUGCUCUUUAAGCUGGAUUCACAGACUGCAGAGAGGGUGAGUGAAAUCAAUUUACCCCAACUUCCGUCAGCAGCUAAUUUGAAGAUCACCCUACCACCUGGUCUUCUGAUGCCUGGAUUAUUUGAGGUAAAGUUGGUGGGAAUAUUGAACAAUGUGAUAUCUUACUCUGGAGUUGGCGCCUAUGUUCUUGUUUCUGAAAUGGCUCCUAUCAUUCGGUUUCUGGAAAAUGGAGAAGAAAUGAUGUGGGUCAGCGACAGUAUCACUGAGCUCUGCCUCUCCCCAUUCAAACACUCCUACAAUCCGAAUCUCCAAAAUUCCAAAUCUGGCAAAAGUAUUACAAAUUGGCACAUCUCAUGCUCUCGUCGUGCGAGCACCCUACCAGGUGCAACGACUUCCUGUAACCUUCCAAGCCUUCCCGGAAUGAAUGCUGGUGACUUCUGCAUCAAUAGGACCCUUCUUAAUCUCACCGAUACAUAUUUAUUCAAAGCAACUGCUCGAGUUGGACAACUUAGUGGAGUUGGUAAUUUGCAAGUCACUUUUGUACCUGGUGAUGUGUCGUUGCUGAAAAUAUCAAUGGUUCGACCAGGUUUGGGAAUGAGUGGUAUUUGGGAUGGUGUGACAAGUGUAAGCAAAACGAACGACCUUGCUCUUGAAGGAAGAUGUAGUGGAAAUUGUGCUGGAAAUUUCUUGUGGACUAUUGAAAGAGAAGACCAAUAUGGAACUGCAAUUUCCCUUACACCAGACGAAUUCAAGCUAGCAAGCAAAUAUUUCGACAAGAAAAAUCUGGUCAUUCAGACAGCAUUUUUGAAGAUGUUCAAGAAUAGUUACAAGAUUAUAGUGUGCCUAUUGUUCACAUCUGAUUUGAACACAAAAUCAAGUACUUGCAGAAGAUUCUACAUUGAAGAUCCUCCAAUGAUUGGGAACUGUGAAAUUAAUAAGAACGGUGAAAUUACCAAGGACACAAUUGUGUGCAUCUCUUGUGAAGGAAGUGGAUCUGUCAAGAGACCAGUACUUCAUCGUUUCCAACGUAAGUUAGUAUGA